GAGGGAGGAGGGAACGGUGCCGCCUUUUGGCACAGUGGUCUGGCGUGGAUCUUGAGGGGUUCAAUUCACAGAGCUUGGGAGAUGCUACUGAACUGCGCCGCCGUGAGCCCAGCCGCUGUUCGGGAUGCUCCGGCGGUCGCGCAAUGCCGGCGGCGAAAGCCCUCUGUUUUCUCACCAAUUCGGCGGGCGGAGUAUGCCCUAGCGGCCUUACGGUCCUGCCGGGUGGGUCCUGAGGCAGUCGGUUUAUGCGCGCGGGAGACUGAGGAGGGCGCUGGAAAGGGAUUUGCAGAGCGGUUGAGGCUGGGGAGGCUUGAAGAGGAUGGGCUUUCGUACAAAGAGAGCUUCAUUGUUCGUUGCUAUGAGGUGGGGAUUAAUAAGACUGCAACCGUUGAAACCAUCGCCAAUCUCCUCCAGGAAGUUGGUUGCAAUCAUGCACAGAGUGUUGGGUUUUCUACUGAUGGUUUUGCCACAACCACCACCAUGAGAGAACUUCGUCUUAUAUGGGUCACUUCUCGUAUGCACAUUGAAAUAUAUGAGUAUCCUGCAUGGGGUGAUGUUGUUGAGAUUGAAACUUGGUGCCAAGGAGAAGGAAGAAUUGGCACAAGGCGCGAUUGGAUUCUCAAAGAUUUGGCUACUGGUUUGGUUAUUGGCAGAGCUACAAGCAAAUGGGUCAUGAUGAAUCAAGACACUAGGAAGCUUCAGCGAGUAAGUGAUGAAGUGAAGGAGGAAUAUCUUGUUUUUUGUCCGCAAACGCCCAGAUUUGCAUUUCCAGAGGAGGAAAACGAUAGUCUGAAGAAAAUUGCCAAGCUUGAAGAUCCGACGGAUUAUUCACGGCUUGGACUGGUGCCCAGAAGAGCAGAUUUAGACAUGAAUCAACAUGUAAACAACGUCACCUAUAUUGGCUGGGUCCUUGAGAGCAUGCCCCAAGAAAUCAUUGACACGCACGAACUCCAAACCAUCACCUUGGAUUACCGACGCGAAUGCCAGCACGACGACGUGGUCGACUCACUCACCAGCUCAAACUCAGAAGAAAUCCUACUUUCAAAGAGCAUCAAUGGCCACCCGUCCAAGCACCAACAUAGCCAUGGGAGCGGUCAUCUCCAUUUCCUGCACUUCUUGAGACUUUCAGGCACCGGCCUGGAAAUAAACAGAGGGCGAACUGUCUGGAGGAAACUCAUCCGGUAAUAUAAUACGUCAAAUGUUCUGUUCUGCAAUUUAUUUUUGCUGCUAAUGUCAUUUUCUAUGUUUUGGAAUUCUGCUUGUUGCUUAUCCUUUUCAUGAAUAUUUGAUUUUGGUAGCCAACUAUGUAGUAGAUUUGAGAUUUGAGAAAUAAAUGUGAUUAAUUGUUGGAUUAAGUGCAGUGAAAAU
Molecule: messenger RNA, 1368 nt
Organism: Phalaenopsis equestris
Lineage: Eukaryota; Viridiplantae; Streptophyta; Magnoliopsida; Asparagales; Orchidaceae
Product: oleoyl-acyl carrier protein thioesterase 1, chloroplastic-like
Exons: 7
Coding region: 82-1185 (367 amino acids)
Biological process (GO): fatty acid biosynthetic process
Molecular function (GO): fatty acyl-[ACP] hydrolase activity; acyl carrier activity
Source: RefSeq, a predicted model, not a curated record